AGGCAAGAGAUAAAGGGAGUGGACAGCUAAGGAGAGAGGCGCUUCAUUUUGACGCCCUCGCGGACCUUCCCGGACUUCCGUCACUGUCUCUAGAGAGAGCGCUUCCGAGAGAGAGUGGUUCCUUCCUUUUCCCACCUCGCCGGAGCUGAGACUUUUUCCCCAUCUUAUCCCAACGGCGUAACGAAGAGUAAGUACUCUCUACAUUUUGAAGAAUGGCUCAGCUAUUAUCCACCACGUGUUCCAUAAGGACUCCAGAUAGAAGAACAUCUUUUAGGAAUCCACAGUAUACUUCCCUCUCAUUCGCUGGUUCUCAAUGCAUGCCAAAAAGCUUCGUAAAGCAAAGCAGGAAAAGGUCAGUAAUCUUCAGGAAGUCCAACAUAUCUGCAAUUGCGACUCCAGUAAAAGAAUCUGAACUCCAAAAUAAAUCUUCAGACAGAAGUUCUAGACGGCCUAAACGUGCAAUGGUCAUUGGAGGUGAUGGAUAUUGCGGUUGGGCUACUGCCCUCCACCUCUCUAACAGAGGUUAUGAAGUUGCCGUUGUUGAUAAUCUUGUUCGUCGCCUCUUCGACAACCAACUUGGAAUCUCAUCCCUCACGCCCAUUUCGUCCAUUCAAGACCGCCUACGGUGCUGGAAGCAGUUAACUGGAAAAACCAUUUCUCUUUUCGUUGGUGACAUAUGUGACUUUGAAUUUCUGUCUGAGGCCUUCAAGGCCUUCGAACCAGAGGCCGUGGUCCACUUUGGUGAGCAACGUUCGGCACCCUAUUCUAUGAUUGAUAGAGGCCGGGCAGUUUAUACACAACAUAACAAUGUAAUCGGGACAUUGAAUGUGCUGUUUGCAAUGAAGGAAUAUGCACCGGAGUGCCAUUUGGUGAAGCUCGGGACGAUGGGAGAGUAUGGGACUCCCAACAUUGACAUAGAGGAAGGGUAUAUCACGAUUACUCACAAUGGGAGAACGGAUACAUUACCAUUCCCGAAGCAGGCAAGCUCAUUUUACCAUCUCAGUAAGGUGCAUGAUUCUAAUAAUAUAGCCUUUACGUGCAAAGCUUGGGGCUUGAGUGCAACUGACCUCAACCAAGGUGUGGUUUACGGGGUUAGAACAGAGGAGACUGCAAUGCAUGAAGACUUGGUCAACAGGUUCGAUUAUGAUGCAGUGUAUGGGACAGCCUUAAACAGGUUCUGUGUUCAAGCUGCAGUUGGGCAUCCUCUUACUGUGUACGGCAAAGGUGGUCAGACCAGAGGAUACCUUGACAUCAGGGACACGGUGCAAUGUGUUGAGAUUGCUAUUGCUAACCCGGCAAGCCCCGGCGAGUUCCGUGUCUUCAACCAAUUCACUGAGCAGUUCUCUGUCAAUGAACUAGCAGAAGCCGUCACAAAAGCCGGGGAGAAGCUUGGCUUGGAGGUGCGCACCAUUUCUGUGCCAAACCCGCGAGUAGAGGCUGAGGAACACUACUACAAUGCCAAGCACACAAAACUGAUCGAAUUAGGACUGAAGCCUCACCUCCUAUCCGAUUCUCUCCUCGAUUCCUUGCUCAAUUUUACCAUGAAGUUCAGUGACAGAGUAGACAAAGAACAGAUUAUGCCCACCGUUUCAUGGAAGAAGAUCGGUGUGAAACCUAGAACGGUGGUUGCUGAAGCAUCUCGGUGAAGCCAGUAAACUCAUGCUUCACUGACGGGGAAAAAUAAUUUGUCAACAGUGAGAAGUUGACAUGCAUAGUUUGUGUGUGUAUGAUAUCCUGCCAUGCUUUCUAUCGUAAGAGAGUCCAAAAAAACUGUUUCGCAACUUCCGCUUGGAUAAUGAAAAUGCUGUUUUUCUUCUCUCCCAUAUUGUAGUCUUUUGCUUCCGUGCUUAUGCUUUUGUGCCUGUAACAUUGAGAAACCUUCUUACAUACGGAAGAAAAAAAAAGCAAGUUCAAUGAGAUUUUA
This is a messenger RNA of Nymphaea colorata (pocket water lily), 1924 nucleotides long. Its product is annotated as UDP-sulfoquinovose synthase, chloroplastic-like. Lineage: Eukaryota; Viridiplantae; Streptophyta; Magnoliopsida; Nymphaeales; Nymphaeaceae. Gene Ontology annotation, molecular function: UDPsulfoquinovose synthase activity. Gene Ontology annotation, biological process: glycolipid biosynthetic process; sulfolipid biosynthetic process. Bases 213 to 1646 code for a protein of 477 amino acids. The record is from RefSeq and is a predicted model, not a curated record. The transcript has 3 exons.